ACCUUUCAUUCCACUGCUGCACCGGCUGGGGCGGGAUGAGUCACGACUGGCUGGCUCUGCUGGGCACCUUCUGUAGGUGAGGGACCCGGACCUCUCCGGGCGGGGGGAAAACUGCGGCGCCUGCUCGUCCCGGCCUUGACUUUGGCUGGGUGCUGGAGCCCUGGGUUUGCCGGGUCUGGCCUCUGGGGCCACGGCUGGCUUUCCCUGAUGUAUGGCCAGAGCCCUGCGCGUGUGGUUCCACUUCUCCUGGGUUUACAGCUCACAGCGCUUUGUCCUACGGCAGCUGUGGAAAUUUACACCUCCGGGGCCCUGGAGGCAGUCAACGGGACCGAUGUGCGGUUGAAGUGCACUUUCUCCAGCUUUGCCCCGGUGGGAGAUGCACUAACUGUGACGUGGAAUUUCCGCCCACGAGAUGGGGGGCGUGAGCAGUUCGUUUUCUAUUACCACAUGGAUCCCUUCAGACCCAUGAGUGGACGGUUCAAGGACCGGGUGGUCUGGGAUGGGAACCCCGAGCGGUACGAUGCCUCCAUCGUGCUCUGGAAGCUGCAGUUCGAUGACAACGGGACAUACACCUGUCAGGUGAAGAAUCCGCCUGACGUUGAUGGUCUGGUAGGGACGAUCAGGCUCAGCGUGGUGCACACAGUGCCCUUUUCUGAGAUCUACUUCCUGGCUGUGGCCAUUGGCUCUGCCUGCGCACUGAUGAUCAUAAUAGUGAUCAUGGUGGUCCUCUUUCAGCACUUCCGGAAGAAGCGAUGGGCAGAGAGGGCCGAUAAAGCAGUGGCAAUAAAAUCAAAGGAAGAGGAAAAACUCAACCAAGGGAACAAGGUCUCUGUUUAUUUGGAAGAUACGGACUAACGCUGCAAGGAAGCUGAGGAUUUUUGAGGACAGCAUUAGCACCCCUUGAAGCCAAUGGAAACCUUUCCAGUGAUGACCUGUCAUCCUACAGGUUCCGCAGCACAAACCUGCCUAGAGGAGCAACGCCCUUGCCUGGCAGCUUAGGGCUCUACCUGAGCAGAUACUACCAGUCCACGCUUACCUUCAUUACUAGGAUGGUAUCUCAUUCCAGAGUGUAAAUGUGUGUUAGCUUUUGUAAGCCAAGAAGUUACAUUUUUGUCCUUCCACAUUCCGUAUGGAGUAUGACUCCUGUACUCAUGUGUACUUGGCAUCAGAGGGGUGGCACGCCAGCCAGCUUGUGUCUGCUAGGACAUUUCGUCUCACAUUUUAGUUUCUUUAGAACAGCACAGAGGUGUGCUAAGGGGUCUGGAGAGAUAGUUCAACAUUUAAAAGCAUAUGCUGCUCUCACAGAAAAGACCCCGGUUCAGUUCCCAGCACCCACAUGGUAGCUUACAACCAUCAGUAACUCCAGUUCUAGGAGAUGUGACACAUACAUACACACAGGCAAAAAAACCCAUACGUAAAAUGAAAAUAUAUCAUAAAAAAUUAGCUAAACCUUCCAGCCAUUUUGAUUAAUAGCAAACCCCAAGUUCACGCUGGAAGUGUGAUUUUCACUGCUGUCCUUAAGUCACAGACACAUCUUGUUUCACCGAUUUUUUUUUUCUUCAGUAUCCUAAGUUCAUUGUUUUGUCAGUUAAUCCAGGGUUUAUAGGUGUCAGUGCUAGGUCACAAGAACACCAGGAUACCAGCAAACGCUACCAAGAGGAGUCACUCAUUACCAGUUUUGUAUUUAUUUAUUUAAUUUUAGACAGACUUUCACUAUGUAGCAGUGGCUGGUCUAGAACUAGCUAUGCAGAGUUAGCCUCAAACCCAGAAACCCCCCUGCCUCAGCUCUCAAGUGCUGUGACUAAGGGGGGAACUGCCACAGCCAGCCCAACUGUACAUUUGUAAUGAGCACAGAUAGCUUGCCUGCUCUGUUCUCAUUUUUACCUGCACUCGUCAGACUCUGCUCAUUUGCAGACUAGAGCCAUUAAGCAGUAUAUGAGAAGACUUUCUGAUAUACCAUAACUUAAACAUAUUUAGACUUGUGAAAAAGGCCAAUCCAAAGCAAAUGACCUUUGUUUUGUUUUGUUUUUUAUUUUUUUGUUUAACAGUCUUAUGUAAGGGUAAGAAGUGGAAGAGAUUAUUUAAAUUUCUUUUGGUUUUAAUUCACCUUUUUAAAGUGGAAAUUUGGCAUGGACCAAAGAAAUAUCAAACUACCUAAAUGGAAUAAACCAAAUUUAUUUUUCCCUUUAUUUGAAUGUGAAGAAAACUUCUCCAGUGGGCCAUGGAGAGAAGAGGGAUGGCUUUCACCUUUGUGUUCAGUUACGUGGUGCGCACACACAGUUAUGGCAGCAUUGUUCAGGGAACAAAGAACAUCUAAAACUUCAGGCCCAGGGUGAACCUUUACAAUGUGAUGUUUGUUUUAACCCCCAUUGACUGGUCUGCAUAGAUUAUUUCUUUUAACAACGAGGAAUUUCCAAAAGAUUAUAUUUCUAGACACUGGACCUUGGUAUUUUACCCAGUCUUUAAAAACAAAUUGGCAUAAUUUACAUGUAAAUCUUGGUCUUGAAAUUCAUUCCAUGCCUCAUUAUACUGCCGAAACAAGUUCUUGUUGUUCUGUCUCUCUGUCUCUCUCUUAAAAAUUAAGACAGGAUCUCAAUGAAUAGCCCUGGCUGUUCUGGAACGCACUUGGUAGACCAGGCUGGCUUUGAACUCAAGAGACCCAUGCCUCUGCCUCCCUAGUGCUAGGAUCAAAAAUGUGUACCACCACAGUCUGGCCUAAAAAUGUUUUGUGACCUAGUUUGAAGCUACAGUUAGAUCUGUAUUUACUAUUAUGGAUAUAACAACUGAAUCUGUCUUUAAAUAGAUGGCUCAUGUAUGUUUCAUACUUGUAAUGGAGAGGUUAAAAACUCAUGGGGGGGGGGUGCUGGAGAGAUGGCUCAGAGGUUAAUUAAAAACACUGUUCUUUCAAAGGUCCUGAGUUAAAUUCCCAGCAACCACAUGGUGGCUCCUAACCAUCUAUAGUGAGAUCUGAUGUGCUCUUUUGGCAUUCAGGCAGAACACUGUAUAAAUAAUAAAUAAAUAAAUCUUAAAAAAACACACACACACACGGGGACCAUCUCCAGCAACUUGUAGUCUGUGUCUUGUCUGAAUACUCAUGGGGUAUCAUAGCCUUGUUCAGUGUCUCCUUUCUAAAAGCAUUUUUGUACUGUAACUUAUUUUUUAUUAUGUCUGAAGCAUUGUGUAAAUAAACCCUUAGUAAUAAAGAA
Messenger RNA from Meriones unguiculatus (Mongolian gerbil), 3206 nucleotides. It is a transcript of the gene Mpzl2, whose product is annotated as myelin protein zero like 2. The transcript is spliced from 6 exons. Bases 208 to 855 code for a protein of 215 amino acids. Lineage: Eukaryota; Metazoa; Chordata; Mammalia; Rodentia; Muridae. Gene Ontology annotation, cellular component: membrane. Gene Ontology annotation, biological process: cell-cell adhesion. The record is from RefSeq and is a predicted model, not a curated record.